Rubroshorea leprosula is the source of this 1085-nucleotide messenger RNA. Lineage: Eukaryota; Viridiplantae; Streptophyta; Magnoliopsida; Malvales; Dipterocarpaceae. The record is from the annotation of a GenBank genome assembly.
AGCCAGUUUACAAACAAACUUGAAGGAAUGUUCAAGGAUAUUGAAUUAUCAAAGGAGAUAAAUGAAUCAUUCAAGCAGUCAUCCCAGGCCAGGACAAAACUUCCAUCAGGAAUUGAGAUGAGUGUACAUGUCUUAACAACAGGGUAUUGGCCCACAUAUCCACCUAUGGAUGUUAGGCUUCCGCAUGAACUGAAUGUUUAUCAGGACAUAUUUAAGGAGUUCUACUUAAGCAAGCACAGUGGGAGACGGCUAAUGUGGCAAAAUUCUUUAGGUCACUGUGUGUUGAAAGCAGACUUCCCCAAAGGUAAAAAGGAGCUGGCAGUUUCCCUGUUUCAGACUGUUGUUUUGAUGUUGUUCAACGAUGCUGAAAAGCUUAGCUUUCAAGACAUCAAAGACUCCACCAGCAUAGAGGAUAAGGAACUCAGGAGGACUUUGCAGUCACUGGCAUGUGGAAAAGUGCGAGUCCUGCAGAAGUUGCCCAAGGGGAGAGAUGUGGAGGAUGAUGAUUCAUUCAUUUUCAAUGACGGAUUUGCUGCUCCUCUAUAUCGAAUUAAGGUGAAUGCAAUCCAAAUGAAAGAAACAGUUGAGGAGAACACAAGCACCACUGAAAGAGUAUUUCAAGACCGUCAAUAUCAGGUUGAUGCUGCCAUUGUUCGAAUAAUGAAAACAAGGAAAGUCUUGAGUCACACUCUUCUAAUAACCGAGCUCUUCCAACAGCUCAAGUUUCCCAUAAAACCGGCUGAUCUGAAGAAAAGGAUUGAGAGCCUGAUUGACAGGGAGUACCUGGAGAGGGAUAGGAACAACCCUCAGAUAUACAAUUACUUGGCAUAAUCAAUUUUUUCCUUGUUUUUUCACACUAGAUCUCUCCCAAGAGGGCACGGGAAAGACUAAUCUUUUUAAUGGAGGCAGGAUGUUGAAAUCUAUUUUCAGAUGAAUGUACAGUAGCGUGUAAGUUUGCUUCAAUCAACAUUGUAAUUACAAGUUGCUUUUAGUUUAGCCUCUGUUUUUGAUACCCAUUUUAUUGUUAUGAAUUUGAGUAACUUGAAAUAAGUAUACUCCCAUAUUCUUAUGGAGUGUUAUUUUUA